UGACGCCAUACUGACUCAGCACGUGAAAGUGAUUGAUUUAAAUACAAACCUCAAACUCUAGUUGGUAUUUAAGUCCCUAAAUAUCUUCGAGCUUCUAAUUAUUUCAUCCCCUUCAAUAUACUUCCGAACAAUCUCACCAUGCCCUCCUAUCCGGAUGCAGCAGUGCACCCUGAAGCGACUGGUGCAGCCAGAGCAUUGGUCGAGAAACACCGUGCGGAGAGGCCAUUGAAGUUGUACGCGGGGUGGUUUUGUCCUUUCGUCCAACGGGUCUGGCUCGCCCUGGAAGAAAAGCAGAUCCCCUACCAGUACCUCGAGGUCAAUCCCUACCAUAAGCCUCAAUCACUUCUCUCACUGAACCCACGCGGUUUGGUCCCAACCCUAUCCUGUCCGGUGAAGGACGGUAACACUCAGACAGCUAAGCCGCUUUAUGAAUCCACCGUUAUCCUCGAGUACCUUGAGGAGGCCUAUCCAGAUCACUCCCCACGGCUCCUCCCAGCGGAUCCGUAUGGUAGAGCCCGAGUUCGCAUCUGGAUCGACUAUGUCAACUCUCGGAUUGUCCCAGCUUACCAUCGAUUUCUCCAAUAUCAGCCACAGUCAGAAGAUGAGGACCCAAUUACUGGCUUGGAGGAAGUCAGACAGGAAUUCCUGGGCAGUCUGAAAGAGUGGACUAGAGAGAUGCAUACCGACGGGCCAUUUUUCUUAGGGGGGCAUAUUUCACUACCAGAUCUGGUACUUGCCCCAUUCGCCAUCCGACUGUGGGUUUAUGAUGAGUACAAGCCGGGUGGCCAUGGCAUCCCGGAGGAAGGAAAAGGAGGAAUGGACGAGCCUAUUUGGCAGCGGUGGAGGAAGUGGUUGAAAGCUGUUGAGAGCAGGAAAAGCGUGACGGAAACUAUGAGUGAAAAACAGCAUUAUCUCCCAAUUUACAAGCGCUAUGCAGACAAUGUGGCCCAGAGUGAAAUGGCAAAGGCUACUCGUGCAAGAAGAGGAGUGCCGUGAAUUUAUUCGUAUUACUAGUUAGAACCAGAGAAAUAUAUAGUACUAUCUCCAUAGUUAUAUCUGAGACUAAAGCCGCACAGUGAAAUACCUACGUUCACUAAUUAUGAGAUCAAGAGUAGCAUAAGUAACAGCCAAAAUAAGAAACAAAUCUCUAUGAAUA
Aspergillus alliaceus is the source of this 1156-nucleotide messenger RNA. RefSeq lists its product as uncharacterized. Gene Ontology annotation, cellular component: cytoplasm. The transcript is spliced from 3 exons. Bases 139 to 996 code for a protein of 285 amino acids. Lineage: Eukaryota; Fungi; Ascomycota; Eurotiomycetes; Eurotiales; Aspergillaceae. The record is from RefSeq and is a predicted model, not a curated record.